Molecule: messenger RNA, 623 nt
Organism: Galeopterus variegatus (Sunda flying lemur)
Lineage: Eukaryota; Metazoa; Chordata; Mammalia; Dermoptera; Cynocephalidae
Product: cadherin EGF LAG seven-pass G-type receptor 3-like
Exons: 2
Coding region: 129-623 (164 amino acids)
Cellular component (GO): membrane
Molecular function (GO): calcium ion binding
Source: RefSeq, a predicted model, not a curated record
CCCACCACUUCAUCAUCUCCCCCACCUCCGUCCAAGGGAAAGCGGACAUUUGGAUCCGUGUGGCCAUCCCCCUGGACUAUGAGACCGUGGACCGCUACGACUUUGACGAACGGCCCCUCGCCAUCCCCAUGGGCCAAGUGGGGCAGUUUCAGGGCAGGAAGUUGGGAGGGCAACACCUAAAAUCCCACCUCCCACCUCCCCCCAUUUUCCCUUGUGGAUCUGACUCAGAGAAGCCCACUGAGAGAUGGCAGAGGCUGGACAGCCUCCCCUUUUCAAGGAGGACGAGGAUAUGCCCAGGAAUUGAGUGGAACUUUACGGGGCCCUAUCCCAGCCUCAGAAGCCCCAUCGGGAGCUGCCUGUCUCCUGCCAGCCCAGCCCAUUGGCCCCUCCCUCCACACAGCUGGGAUGGGCAAGGACUUGAACAGCUCUUUGCCAAUGAGAGUGUGCCUGACCAUGUGGGCUAUGCCAAAGUGAAGAUCACUCUCAUCAACGAGAAUGACAACAGGCCCAUCUUCAGCCAGCCACUGUACAACGUCAGCCUGUACGAGAACGUCACUGUGGGGACCUCUGUGCUGACAGUCCUGGUAAGUCCCCACUGUCCUGCAGGGCCACUGAGCUCUUGA